Aspergillus heteromorphus CBS 117.55 is the source of this 1560-nucleotide messenger RNA. Its product is annotated as putative MFS transporter. Gene Ontology annotation, biological process: transmembrane transport. Lineage: Eukaryota; Fungi; Ascomycota; Eurotiomycetes; Eurotiales; Aspergillaceae. The record is from RefSeq and is a predicted model, not a curated record. Gene Ontology annotation, molecular function: transmembrane transporter activity. The transcript has 2 exons. The coding region runs from base 1 to 1560 and encodes 519 amino acids.
AUGGUCUCACAAGCGCUGCCACGCCCGUCCCACGAUGGUGACACCGUCCAACCGACCUUGUCCAAAACACCCCAGGCCGACACGUGCAGUAGUGGUACCACCAUCAUCAUUGCGGGGGAAAAGACAGAAGAUGAUGUCUCCAGGGAUCCCCCCUACUGCAUUCUGCCCGAGAGGCAGAAGAUCUUCAUCAUGAUCACCGCGUCCUUUGCGGGUGUCAUCUCGCCCCUCUCCAGCACCAUCUACUUCCCAGCCCUGACCACCCUCGCCGAUGCCAUGGAUGUCUCGAUCGGGCGAAUCAACCUCACCAUCAUGGCCUACCUGAUCUUCCAAGGCCUUGCCCCCUCGUUCAUCGGCUCCUUCUCCGACACCCACGGCCGCCGCCCGGCCUACCUGAUCUGCUUCACGAUCUACCUUGGCGCGAACAUCGGUCUAGCCUUACAGAGCAACUACGCCGCGCUGAUGGUCCUGCGCUGUGUCCAAGCUUGCGGGAGCAGCGGGACCAUCGCCCUGGGCAGCGCCGUCGUGGCCGACGUGUCCACGCGAGCGGAACGAGGGAAAUACAUUGGCUACGCCAGCAUGGGAGUGACGCUGGGCCCGGCCCUGGGCCCCGUCAUCGGCGGCCUGUUGGACCAUUUCCUCGGAUGGCGCUGGAUCUUCUGGUUCCUGACCAUCCUCGGCGGAGUGUUCUUCCUCCUCAUCAUCGCGAUCUUCCCCGAGACCUGUCGCGCAGUGGUAGGGAAUGGCUCCAUCCCAGCAUCGAGAUGGAACCGUCCUCUCCUCAGCGUCCUGCUCCCUCCAGUCAACAGACAGGAUACACCCCAAGACACCACCACCACCACCCUCCCAAAACGCCCCAACCCGUUCCGCUCCGCCCUCCUGGCCAACGACAAAGAGAACCUGCUCAUCCUGGUCUACAGUGCCUUCCUCUACGCGGGACUGGUCAUGGUGCUAAGCACGCUCUCACCCGAGCUAGUAACGAAAUACGACUUCAACUCGAUCCAAGUCGGGCUCUGCUACCUCCCCAUGGGCCUAGGCAGCCUGACCUCCCGGUGGACAGUGGGAACCCUGCUCGACGUUAACUUCCGGCGGGAAGCGCGUCUGCAGAAUCUCCCGAUCAUCAAAAACCAACAACAAGACAUCACCUCGUUCAACAUCGAACGUGCCAGACUCACAGUCACUAUCCCCCUCAUGUACCUCGCCUCCAUAGUCUUCAUCGCCUAUGGCUGGGUCAUGAACUACAAGACCUCGCUCGCCGGGCCGGUAAUAACACUCUUCGUCGGAUCGCAUUUGAUCACGGGGGCCUUCACGGCGCUGAGCACGUUGAUUGUGGACGUGAAUCGGCAGAGUCCGGCCACGGCGGUGGCGGCGAAUAAUCUGUUCCGAUGUCUGCUGGGGGCGGGGGCCACGGCUGUGGCAGCCCCGAUGAUUGAUUCUUGGGGGAUUGGCUGGACGGCGACGUUUAUUGCGCUCAUGUGGGUGGUGCUGAGUCCGGCCAUGUGGGCGAUUUAUCGUUGGGGGUUGGGGUGGAGGAAGCUCAAGGUGGGUGGGGGGGAGGAAUAG